GUUACACUCAGCAGGGAACUCCUCUCCAGCAACACAUGGUCAAAAAUCAAAACAAAUCAAUCGACGGAAAUAAAUGAAAUUCCUUCACCGCCAAAGAUUAACUGAAUAAUAGUUUUACUAAUAGUAACACAAUGCCGAAAAUAAAAACUGAAAAGAAAACUCGCAUACACCAAGAGGUGCAAAAGCAAGGCAUCGUGUUCAAUAAAGAUUUUGGCCAACAUAUACUAAAAAAUCCUCUUGUCAUACAGAGUAUGCUAGAGAAGGCUGCAUUGCGCAACACAGACACCGUAUUGGAAAUCGGUCCCGGUACUGGUAAUAUGACGGUACGCAUGUUGGAGCGAGCAAAAAAAGUCAUUGCCUGCGAAAUCGAUACAAGAUUAGCUGCGGAAUUGCAAAAACGUGUGCAAGCUACACCAUUGCAACCGAAAUUGCAAGUGCUCAUCGGCGAUUUCCUCAAAGCGGAGUUGCCUUUCUUCGAUUUGUGUAUUGCCAACGUGCCUUAUCAAAUCAGUUCUCCACUGAUUUUCAAAUUAUUGCUACACCGGCCACUAUUUCGAUGUGCAGUCCUAAUGUUUCAGCGAGAGUUCGCUCAACGUUUAGUUGCCAAACCGGGUGAUAAGCUGUAUUGUCGCCUAAGCAUCAAUACUCAGUUAUUAGCACGCGUCGAUAUGUUAAUGAAAGUUGGGAAAAAUAAUUUUAAACCACCCCCAAAGGUUGAGUCAAGUGUUGUGCGCUUGGAACCAAAGAAUCCACCACCACCUGUCAAUUUCACAGAAUGGGAUGGCUUAACACGUAUCGCAUUCCUGCGGAAGAAUAAAACACUAGGUGCGGCGUUUAAAAUCAAUUCGGUGCUUGAGAUGUUAGAAAAAAAUUACAAAUUACAUUUGUCGUUGCAUAAUAAACCACUAGAGUCAGAUUUCAAUAUGCAAGCCAAAGUUUCAGCCAUAUUACAGAAGUUGGAAAUGGAAAAUUCGCGUGCACGUUCAAUGGAUUUGGACGAUUUUAUGAAAUUGCUGUUGGCUUUCAAUUCCGAAGGCAUACAUUUCAACUAGUGAAUAGUAAAUUAUUUUCAAAAUAACUGACUUUAGUUAUAAGGCAACAAAGCAAUAAAAUGCGGAAAGGAUGACAAUUAGCAAUAAGUAACUGCUAACUUCAUGAGGUCCUAACUUACAAAUCUAUAACAAAAUAAGCAUUUUAAA
This is a messenger RNA of Bactrocera neohumeralis, 1199 nucleotides long. RefSeq names its product probable dimethyladenosine transferase. Gene Ontology annotation, biological process: rRNA methylation. Gene Ontology annotation, molecular function: rRNA (adenine-N6,N6-)-dimethyltransferase activity. Lineage: Eukaryota; Metazoa; Arthropoda; Insecta; Diptera; Tephritidae. Bases 132 to 1052 code for a protein of 306 amino acids. Gene Ontology annotation, cellular component: mitochondrial matrix. The record is from RefSeq and is a predicted model, not a curated record. The transcript has 3 exons.